ACUGACUCAGGAUGUACUUGAAAAGAGAGGUUAAGGAUUUACUGUGUGUAGUUGUUCAUACCGGAUAUUGUGGGUACAGUGUACACAUGUACAUCUGUAUACAGUUGGAGUGAGAAGUUACAUGUGUUUACUGAAAGCUGCUUUCUUACAGAGUGAUAUAUCGUUCCUGAAGGACUAUUCCAGUAUGAUUUGAGUGGGAAUUGUCACGCAUAGCAACAACAACGACAGCGGCCCUUGCAGACUGUCAUCUGAUCCACCCUCAUCAUCUCUCCUAGUUUGUUACUCUGUUGUCACGGUGAUACAAAAUGGCUUCCAGAACGUCUCUCACAAAUCUAUGACUCCAUGGCUUGGAUGUUGGUGUACUCCCCUUGGUUAACCUUUGACCUUUGCCUCUGACCUUGUCACCAUGAGACUGAGGAAGAAGCGGUACAUGGUGGUUGUGGUUGUGAUGGUCUUCCUCUCCUGGAAUGUCCUUACCUACUAUGUCCUCGUCUCAAAACCAUCACAAGCUGGACAGGGACUAUCCAAUGAGAAUGUAGAGACUCAGUUAGACCAACUGCAGGCCGAUAUUCAGUUACAACUACAGCAGAACCAACGUGUGCUAGAAGAUUUGAGAAAUCUUAAACGUCAGGCCGUGGCUGAUCUCAAACAGCUUUCUCCGCACGGAGCUGUUAACCCUGCUAAUAAUGCACCUGACAAGGAGACUCCUAAACCUGUUGUCGUUGUACAAGUUUUGCCUCCUGUGAAUGAUGUAGAGAAUGAACCGGGCAAUGAGAAGGCAGGAGACUUGGCCCAAGAGGACCUGGCCGGUCAGGGAGGGUUUUACAAGUCCGUGGCCAGAGCUGGUGAUCCCAAUAAAGUUAUCCUGCCCAUACUUAUGAUUGCCUGUGACAGAGUUACCGUCAGCAAAAGCUUGGAUCUACUGCUACGACUCCGCCCCUCUGCUGAUAGAUUUCCCAUAAUAGUGAGCCAGGAUUGUGGCCACACCCAGACCGCAAAGGUGAUACAGGCUUAUGGUAGCCAGGUGAAACAUAUACAGCAACCUGACUUGAGUGACAUUGUGCUGCCACCCAAGGAGAAAAAGUUCAAAGGUUAUUUUAAAAUAUCCCGCCACUACAAAUGGGCUCUAAACCAAAUCUUCCACACUUUCAACUAUUCGGCUGUUAUUGUUGUUGAAGAUGAUUUGUACGUUUCUCCGGAUUUCUUUGAGUAUUUUGCUGCUACCUACCCUUAUUUACACGAAGAUCCAUUGUUAUGGUGCGUCUCCGCAUGGAAUGACAACGGCAAGACAGAAAUGGUCGAAGAUAAACCAGAGUUGUUAUACAGAACAGACUUCUUCCCUGGCCUGGGUUGGAUGAUGGAGAGAAAGACAUGGCUGGAACUGGAGCCAAAAUGGCCAGUGACGUUUUGGGACGAUUGGAUGCGUCAUCCAGAACAGAGAAAAGAUCGGGAGUGUAUACGACCGGAACUCAGUAGGACCAGUACAUUCGGGAAGAUAGGGGUUAGCAAGGGACAGUUUUUUGAAAAACAUUUAAAAUUUAUCAAGCUGAAUGACAAAUUUGUGCCUUUUACAAAAUUAGACCUUUCCUACCUCAAAAAGGAGAACUAUGACAACCUGUUUGUUAAGGCUGUGUACAGUUCCCAGCUUCUGACAGUCAGUGAGGUACAGAGUGGAGCCCGGCCUGAGCUCACAUCAGUCAGGGUACAGUACAACACCAAGGAGCAGUUUAAAAAAUAUGCAAAACAGCUGGGGAUCAUGGAAGACCUUAAGGCGGGUGUUCCCAGAGCUGGAUACAGGGGCGUCGUCAGUUUUAUGCGGAGCAAUAGGCGUGUCUUCUUAGCUCCGCCUCCAACAUGGAACGGCUACGAUCCCAAGUGGAACUGAUAUAUUAACACUGUGAUCAUUGUUUGUGUCUGCUGUGUUCACACAGGGAACCGUAUGGAAUAUGUGAAGAGUCGUGUGAUUUUCUGUGGACUGAACGCUAGGAUUGAUUGGCCUUCAACUUUGUCAAAGCAGUCCAACUUCUGUGAUAAAAUAUGAGGCCUCAUAUCAUAAAUGGAAUUAUUUGGUAUUUCUGAGAUGGAAUUACCUCACUGACCACCUGAUUUGCCAGGAGGAAUUAUGGGAAAAGUUGACCUCAUUUUGGCAAAAUGUUGAUGUCAAAUGUCCUCCAUUGGAAGAAAACAGACUGGGAUGAACUGACCUCAUUUACCAGAGAAAGAAUUCAGGGACAUUCAACUCUGGAGUUAAAUGACCUCAUCUGACUGAAAGGAAUUCUGGGAGAGGAGGACCUCAUUUGUGAGCUAGGAAUUCUGGGAGAGGGUGACCUCAUUUGUGAGCUAGGAAUUCUGGGACAGGGUAACCUCAUUUGUGAGCUAGGAAUUCUGGGAGAGGGUGACCUGGUUUGUGAGCUGGGGAUUCUGGGAGAGGAUGACCUCAUUUGUGAGCUAGGAAUUCUGGGAGAGGAUGACCUCAUUUGUGAGCUAGGAAUUCUGGGAGAGGAUCACCUCAUUUGUGAGCUAGGAAUUCUGGGAGAGGAUGACCUCAUUUGUGAGCUAGGAAUUCUGGGAGGAUCACCUCGUUUGUCAACAAGGAAUUGUGGGGUGUGAUGAUUUUAUUUGUCAACAAGGAAUUGUGGGGUGUGAUGAUUUUAUUUGUCAACAAGGAAUUCUGGGAGGCAGUGACAUCAUAUUUUCAAGAAAAAUUUUGGGAGAUGACCUUGUUUAUCAGGAUUUUUUGGCAAAAUGAGUUCAUGGAAUUGUGGAGUGAAAAUGACAUCAGAUUUGUCAGAAAUUGUGUGUAGAACAUUAUAAAGAAAAUAAAAAAGGAGUCCAUGGUGUGAAUUCUGCGGCUGCUUAGAAUUCUCGGCAGACUUCAUAUUGUGGUACAGCAAAGCAUUCUGGGAAGGUAAGGAAUGCUGAUAGCUGACCCAUGAUGAAUCAUCUACUGCUCAAACAUCCUUGCAGCAUUUAGGGAGAACUUGCAUGUACAGGGCAACCAUUGUGCUGUUGUGUGAAGACAUUGGAGGCAUGAUAAAAACACAGAGGCCGCGAAGCUGGGACAGGGGUGUGUCACCUUAUGGUAAAGGAUUCACAGUAUUAGAGAGUGGUCAAAUGCUGCGACUCGCUUCUAGUUUAUUUUUAUAUCAACGUGUGUACAAAAUCUAUGGGUCUACAUAACAUCUCUGUCUUCAUUGUGUACAUUUACCAGAGCAUAAACCUGCUGUGUGUACAGUAACCAAGUCAGUCUGAAAUGUGUACAUAAAUCUGUUUGAACAUGGUGUAUCCAGUAUCUCUUGUGUACAAAAAACAGAAAAAGUGAAGUUAUAUAUACUACAAAUACAGCAGGCCCUUGCUGGCUGAGUGGUCCAAUGUGUGCUGAGGAUCUGAGGCUUAAUACCAAGAAGUGUACUCAGAGUGGAGCUGCGGCGUCCUCGGCAUGUAAACCUGAAAACCGGUACGAAAAAUGUUUGUGGAGUUUGGUGGAAACUACAAGUACUAGUGACAGCCAGAAUUAAUAUCUCUGUGUACAUUGUAAAUGUAUGCUGUGUUUUCAUACACUGGCUUCAUGUACUUACCUCUAGAAUCACCCAUAAAACAGAAACAUCACCUUUCAUCUGAUCUGAGCUGGUUAAAAUGGUAGCCAGUUGUAAACAAUGCUUACAUUCACACGACAAUGUAGCCAAGCCAGUUUUAAGCCGGUUCGGGGAUUUGUCCAUUAACACGGUUUAGUAAUUGCAAUGUCAUCCUGACCUCCAUGUAUCCAGGACUUUUGAACCAGUUACCAUUUCCACCUCACAGGCAAACCAGCUCAAGACCUGAAACCGACUUAGAGCCACAUAACUAGCUGUGGCACUUUAAACCGGAUUGAACACCCACACUGUGAGUUCACACAGGCAAUGUUAAACUGGCUCAAAGCCACUUCUGCUUGUUAAACCUGCUUAAAUUUGCCCGAAAAAGGGCAUUAAUCUCUUUGUAGGUUUGGUGUACAACGGCAGUAGGAUUUGACAACAGCUGCUACAUGCUCAUAGAUCUUCUGGAGUUUUGUGUCAGACUAUGUUGGCAUCAUUGGUGUACUGUAGAAUGGGUGGAGUUUUGUGUCAGACCAUGCUGGCACCAUGAGUGUACUGUAGAAUGGGUGGAGUUUUGUGUCAGACCAUGCUGGCAUCAUGGGUGUACUGUAGAGUGGGUGGAGUUUUGUGUCAGACUAUGCUGGCACCAUGUGUGUACUGUAGAAUGCGUGGAGUUUUGUGUCAGACUAUGCUGGCACCAGGACCAUGAGUGUACUGUAGAAUGGGUGGAGUUUUGUGUCAGACUAUGCUGGCACCAUGGGUGUACUGUGGAAG
Molecule: messenger RNA, 4346 nt
Organism: Liolophura sinensis
Lineage: Eukaryota; Metazoa; Mollusca; Polyplacophora; Chitonida; Chitonidae
Product: alpha-1,3-mannosyl-glycoprotein 2-beta-N-acetylglucosaminyltransferase-like
Exons: 13
Coding region: 407-1885 (492 amino acids)
Biological process (GO): protein N-linked glycosylation
Cellular component (GO): Golgi apparatus
Molecular function (GO): alpha-1,3-mannosylglycoprotein 2-beta-N-acetylglucosaminyltransferase activity
Source: RefSeq, a predicted model, not a curated record